AUGUCGAAACACCACCCAGAUCUCAUGCUGUGCCGCAAACUGCCCGGCAUUGCCAUUGGUAGGCUCUGCGAGAAGGACGACGGCAAAUGCCCCAUCUGCGACUCGUACGUUCGUCCAGCAACCCUGGUCCGCAUCUGCGAAGAGUGCAACUUUGGCUCUUCGGGCGGCAAAUGCAUCAUCUGCGGUGGCCAAGGUGUAUCCGACGCAUACUACUGUGCUGAAUGUACACGUCUUGAGAAAGAUCGGGACGGAUGUCCCAAGGUGGUCAAUCUCGGUGCGAGCCGAACCGAUUUGGCAUAUCUUCGCAAGGCUAGAAACCAACAGCAACAAUUCCAAAGAGGCUAG
Molecule: messenger RNA, 345 nt
Organism: Kalmanozyma brasiliensis GHG001
Lineage: Eukaryota; Fungi; Basidiomycota; Ustilaginomycetes; Ustilaginales
Product: PHF5-like protein
Exons: 2
Coding region: 1-345 (114 amino acids)
Biological process (GO): mRNA splicing, via spliceosome
Cellular component (GO): U2 snRNP; precatalytic spliceosome; catalytic step 2 spliceosome
Source: RefSeq, a predicted model, not a curated record